UUUCUGGAAUAUCACGCAUGAUAUUCGCAAAAUUAGACGCUGUCUUUGUGGAAACGCGAAUGAUAGGAGAAGGAAAAAAAGAACAACUAAGCACUACUUGAGGCUAAACUGGUAUUUUCUGUCUAGGACAAGUAGAUUUGGAUCUCCAACUAUAAGUACAAGAAAAUAAGCAUAUGAUUCUUGACAGUCCUCACCACAAUAAAAAUAUUGCCUCAAACGACUCGACCUCGACGGCGGCGAGGCGAGACGUCAUAUAUAGCGCGUAGCCACCUUGGUGACGAUGAGUCGUCAUCUUCAACCGUGCCACGUUGGACUGGCAGCGACAAGAGGCAGUCGCAUACAACUGUCCAGACGAGUGCUGCUUACGAGGUCACAACAACGUGGCAGAAGCAAUGGUUGUGGUUUUCGCACUUUUGGAACGGGAGCGCAGGCAGAAGGGGAUAGCAGAUUGCUCUUCACGCGGAGGAUGCGGUUAUGUUGAAUGUUCUGGUUACCGAUACCGUUACGGGUUGGUCAUUCUAAGAACUUGGAGUUCCGGUGGGGAUGGGACGACAUCAAUAAUGGUUUUAGCACCACUCCUAAAAGAUACUCAUUUUUGUUCUUUCUUGCAGCAGAUUGAUGGGAUACUAGACUAAGUAGUUAAAUCUCAAUCCAUACAAUUUAUUGUCUAGUCCUAGUCGGUGCUGUUGACUACACAAUUUUAAUUUAUUGUCUAGUCGGUAUCGGUACAACUGACUACUGGUACUGAGUUCUUUCAUACUGCUCAGUAAGGCCUUUUGCUCUUUCUUUCACGUCAUCGGCAAGGUGGCAUUGCACCACAAGACACGGAGCAAGAUGCGAUACCAGCACCUCUGAUCCAGCACCAAGUCCUUCGCCGUCAUCCAGAGAGGGUCUUCGUCUUACCAGGUCUCCUAGGUUCCACGGACAACUGGGUGCCUGCCGCAAGGAAAUUGUCGUUAAGGAAAAACGUCAUCCUUAGUGGUGGUAGGAGUUUGAGAAAGUAGAGAAGAGGGGUGCUGCGGUUGUGAAACUACACAACUGGUAAAAACACGAAGAAGGAUCAAGCUGCCAGUUUUUGGCGCUUGUCCGAGAUGUUCACGAAAAGUAACGAACUGUAAGUAGGAGCUACAACAGAGUCCUCACUUUGCUGUUCUGAAUGCGAAUGAAUGAACUCUCUAACCCUAGAAGACCUUCCAGAACGAGAUUUUUUUCUCGUGGACCAAAGAAACCAUGGAAAGAGUUUCCACGAUGACGAGAAUAGCUAUGCAUCGAUGGUUGGGGAUUUGCAUAGGUUAGCAUUCGCGAGUCGGGGAAACGGCGACUCUGGAGGAACUGGAGGACAUUGGAAAUCACAUUUAUGGGGAGCUUGCUGGUUGAAGCUGUGCCUGUAGUGACUGGAGGUAAUUGUAAACCUUCUAUGACUUCGUGAUCUCCAGUUCGUAGUAGGUCCGCGUUGUCGUGCCCGAAGAUAUGAUGUCCUUCUAAGGAUUGAUAGGAAAAGGUGGCUUGUUGUUGUUGACUCUAUCCUUCUGUCCUUCUUUGCUCCAGAAUCAAUUUUUACACAGCCAAGGAAGUAGCGACCCUUCAUAAAGCGGUGGCCGGCUUCUCCAGAAAGUGGCACUUAUUGGCCAUUCUCUUGGUGGUAAAACUUCCAUGCGAUUCGCCUUGCAGUAUCCGGAGUUGGUCAGUCGCUUAGUCGUUGUUGAUAUUACGGAAGGAAGAAGUUAAAUUGUACUCAUAGGAAACUAUGCACGUUCUAAGCAGCUGCAUUGAAGCUGACUCUCUGCUGGAUGAGGACUACGUUUUUUCCUUUCAUAGACAUAUCCCCACGGACGUUUCCCGGCGCUUACUUCGUGCUGCUAUUGAGUCAUCUCCUGGCGACGCCCAAAGAGCUCGCUGCCAAGGGUCGAGCCGGCGUUGAGGAGUGGAUGGUCGACGGGUCUUCCGAGGAGAACUUGUUGUUAUGGAGGCUGUGUAGGAUGAAGCUUUUGUAGCAGAAGUUAUCCACUUUGUGCUUGUAUUUACUUAUGCUACAGUGAAGUAAGUAAGUCCUCUAACCCCACCUGUUUCUAAGACUGAAGAAGAACCGCAACUUUCUUGAAAUGGCUUUCGAAUUGGAGACCAGCAAUGGACAGACAUCGGCAGCGUGCGAUGCUUUCCUUGCGGAUUGUGGCAAGGAGCUGGAGAAGUUGCAGAGAGAUCUGAAGUUAGGUGAAUCAGAUGACGUACACCUAUAGAAUCUUUUUAUCGAGGAGUUGUAUUCCUAUGCCCAUAUAGAUCUUAAUGUACUAGUUAGUAGCACUUCUGUUUUCUGCAAGAACUGGCAUUCUUGAUCAGCUUCAGCACGUCGAACAGCAGCAGCCCUCAUCCAAAAUGACUUAGCUAGAAUAGAAUCUUUUUUUUAUCGAGGAGUUGUAUUCUUGUUCUAACAAAAACAGACAAGCAUUUUCGUGCGUUUUUAUUGAAGAAUCUAGCUACGGCAAAGGGCGAUGGAGGAGCGUCCUGGCGUCCCAACCUGCGCGCCCUACUGCGGAACUAUCGUCCACACUUCGCGUCUGGCUUCGAGGAUGCCGAAUUGGCGUCUCUAUUACCCGAAGUUGAAAACGAAGAAAAGUUGGAAGCAUUGAAGAAUUUGCCGGUAUUGGUGGUACGGGGUGGGGAGUCGCAAUAUUAUGGCAUAAGAUAAUGAGUUUGAGUGUUCGUGUAGUUGGUCGAUCAAGAUCUAAGAUGAAGACAAUGUUGUUCUUGUGGGCAGUGGCUACUUAUAUCCAGCACUGUGACGAUUGUAUCAAUUCGCAUUAUUGUUCACUACGAAGUUCAUUGAAAUUGAUGUCGUAAGGGCUCCUAUCGGAUCAACUGAGUUGUGAUGAGUAAUACUUAUAUAUAUAAACACCCUAAAUAAUACAAGAUCUCUUCCUGACUGUAGUGAAAACCCACCGCCCUGAAAACAACUUCCACUCGUCUCCAAUCAAAAUACUCAGUGCAGAAGUUAGCUUACUUCACGACCUACAAUCUAGUCCAGUCAUCAUUUUUCAUUGGUCUUCUAAUCCCCCGUCCGUCUCGGUACCGAUGUAGAACGAUUCCGGAAACUUUUUCCUCAGGUGCAAGUAGAAACGGUGGAGGGUGCGGGCCAUUGGCCUCAUGCUACACACACGAAAGAAGUAGUUAACUUCAUUCGAAAAUUUUUUGAGAACUGAAUUGAGCUGAAGCAGAACUUGUGGUGGAGAUGUUGUACAACAACUUUUUACAAGAACAAUUUGGAUUUGCUCGUACUAGUCAUGAGCUUUUUCAGAUUUAUAGAUUUUGUACGUCCGAAUUAAGUAUUUGUAGUUUCUUGUUUGUAAUUUAUCGUCCAACUACGAAGACCACAAAAACAAGGAGAAAUUCUUCAAAAGUUGUAGUAAAGCCUUCGACAAAAGCCAGGA
Molecule: messenger RNA, 3425 nt
Organism: Amoebophrya sp. A25
Lineage: Eukaryota; Dinophyceae; Syndiniales; Amoebophryaceae
Source: the annotation of a GenBank genome assembly